UUUGCGUGCCAGUGUGUUUGCAGCCAAUCAGGGUGAGAGCGCAGUCCCCGCCUCCCGGACUGAGGCCAUCUUACACUGAGCUCUGCUGUGGGGCGUCACACAUAUACACUGUAUCAGUUUCAGCGCUUGUGUGACGCUGCUGGUGUAACAGAGUUGUAAAUGAAGCAGGCAGAGGAGAGAGUGGCCGUUUCUGUCGACUUGUACUGAAGCAUGGAUUAUGAGAGGAGGGGCGGUCGUGGUGACCGCAUGGGUCGCUAUAGGAAAAAGUCUGAUGAUCACGACUACAGGGACAUGGACUAUCGUGGAUAUGGGCAAGGAAAUAGACUGAAAAGUGGCUUAACAAAUGCAAGACAGAACGAGCCUGAUGGUAGUUUUGCAGGCAUGAGAGACUUUUCCUCAGGUAAUUUCUCAAAUAACCGACCCGGAUUCAGACAAAAGGGGAACCAUGGGUCCGAAAACAGCCAACUUGGAAAAAGUCUCCUCCAAAGUCCCCCACAUGAUAAUCUCCACUCAAGAUUCCAGCAAGAUGAUAAUGAUUAUGAGUUUGAACCAGAGAUUGAUGCACACAGAAGGGGUAUGCAGACAUUUAGAUCAAGACAGAAGGUGUACCUGGAUGAACAAACCCCAGAUGAAGGUGAAAAAAAUGAGGAAAACACCUGGGGCAGAGUUAGAGGGCGGCACAACUCUCAGGGCGAAUAUAGUGCAGAAUGGAGAGCUGAGGAGGACAAACAUAUCAGGCAUUCUGCACACAGACAAGGCUUUCCUGACCAAGCCCAACCAGCUAGGGACAAAUUAAGAGAAGGAAGUUUUCAUCAUGCUCUGGAUAUGAGCCAGGAGGAGCCAGAACCCCGUGACCAGGACUACAGGUCUGAUACAGAGCAGGCCCAGAAACCCAGCAACAUUGUCAUGCUGAGAAUGCUCCCACCAAAUGCAACUGUUAAUGAGAUUCGUGCUCGACUGCAGGAGCAGGGGAUCCAGGCCAGAGAGGUUCGCCUCAUGAGGAACAAGUCUUCAGGUCAGAGCAGAGGAUUCGCCUUCGUCGAGUUUAAUCACUUGCAGGAGGCCAGCCGCUGGAUGGAGACCAACCAGAGAGUGCUCACUAUAUUGGGACAGCGAGUAUCUAUGCACUACAGUGACCCAAAGCCCCGUGCUAAUGAAGACUGGCUCUGCAAUAAGUGUGGAGUGCAGAACUUCAAACGAAGAGAAAAGUGUUUCAAAUGCGCAGUUCCAAAAUCAGAGGCUGAGUUGAAACUGCCUCUGUUGCCAACGAGUUUACCUCUGGACUCAGCUCAGGGUUUACUGCCCCUUCCUGCCAUAUACCAGACAGCAGCUCCACUUCUCAGCUUAAGUUCCUCAUCUCAGGCUGCAGAGAUGGCCAAUGACACUCUGAUAUUGAGGAAUCUGGGACCCCAUACGACGCUGGAGGCAAUUUUGUCAGCUCUGGCCCCGUUUGCUACUCUCUCACCUUCAAAUGUACGGCUCAUCAAAGACAAACAGACACAGCUCAACCGGGGGUUUGCUUUCCUGCAGCUCACUACUAUUGUGGAGGCUUCACAGCUGCUUCAGAUCCUCCAUUCCCUGCAGCCUCCUCUCUCUAUUGAUGGAAAGCUCAUCUCUGUGGAGUUUGCCAAGGGCUCCAAACGUGAUGUUUUCCUGACAGAUGGCAAUCGUGUGAGUGUGGCGACAGUGGCAAGUACAGCUAUAGCUGCAGCUCAGUGGGCCGUCACUCAGACGACCCAGAGCGGUGAUAUCAGUGUGCACCAGCAGGGGCCAGCAGCAGCUUUGUUUGGGCAGGAGGCUGUGCAGGUUGUCAGUGCAGAGGCGCAAGCCUUUAAAGGGCCAGUGUCUGCGGUACUGACGAGCCACACAAUAUUAGGUGCUCCUGACAGAGGAACAGUCUCUACAGGAGAAGCGGGUGCUACCUCCAUAUUGGCGCUCACAGCAUCCCAGACUCAGCUUGUCUCCACGACAACCUCCCAACAGGCCAGUCAGGCCCCGGUGGAAAUCAUCGGCAAACCUCAGCCUGCUACCCUGAACCAGCCUGCUACACCUGGAACUGCUCUGGAGUGCCAGCAGUACCCGGAUCCUGACGUCUCCACGUACCAGUAUGAUGAGAGCUCUGGCUAUUACUACGACUCUCUUACAGGCCUCUACUACGACCCUAAUUCACAGUACUACUUUAAUCCCCAUACGCAGCAGUACAUGUACUGGGAUGGGGAAAGACACACGUAUGUUCCUGCCUCGUCACAGUCGUCCGAUGACGCCACAGGAGCGACCUCUGACCCUACAGGGGCUCCCAACAGCAGCAAGGACAAGAAAGACAAGCCCAAGAAUAAGACCGCACAGCAGAUCGCCAAAGACAUGGAGCGGUGGGCCAAAAGUCUGAACAGGCAGAAGGAGAACGGGCGAGGGUCCUCCUCUUCCUCGCUGAGCACUAACUCUCGACUGAUGGCACAGGGGAGACCCGAUGACAGACGGGAAUCUGCCAGCGCUGAUGCAGGCUACGCCGUCCUGGAGAUGAAGGGUGCCUUGCUGGAGAGACCUCCGAUUCUGAUGGAGCAGAUCAAACAUCCAGAAGAAAGAGAACAGAGUCCUCCUCAGGGUCUGGUGGCAGGCUACAGUGGAGAGACCGACAGUGAGGAGGAGGCCGGAGAGCGAGAGGAGAGACUGACAGACUGGUCGAAACUGGCCUGUCUGCUGUGCAGGAGACAGUUCCCCAGCAAAGAGGCUCUGAUCAGACAUCAGCAGCUCUCUGAGCUACACCGACAAAAUCUGGAGCAGAGGAGAGCCAGACAGAGCCAGACACAAGAGAGUUCAGAAACCGAGCUGAAAUACAGAGACCGGGCCGCAGAAAGGAGAGAAAAAGGGGCCAUCCCGCAAGCACCAGAUGCAAAAAAGAGGAGAUUCAGCCCUGUCAGUGGCGUGGGAUCUCAGAUGCUUCCUGGAAGAAUGGAAAAAGGCUUUUUCAUACGGAACCUGCCAGUGGAAUAAUGCUGUGUGUCUUUGGACUUCCUUCAGUGCUAAACGAAAUGCCUCGUGAGCAGUUUUUAAUCAUAUGGUGCAGAGCACGUGCACAGUGCAGCUAAGAGACCAUCUUCAGGAUGUUUCACAAAGAAAAGAAUGAUGUGGAAAUGUGCAG
Cyprinus carpio (common carp) is the source of this 3139-nucleotide messenger RNA. RefSeq names its product RNA-binding protein 10-like. Gene Ontology annotation, molecular function: RNA binding. Gene Ontology annotation, biological process: mRNA splicing, via spliceosome. Lineage: Eukaryota; Metazoa; Chordata; Actinopteri; Cypriniformes; Cyprinidae. The record is from RefSeq and is a predicted model, not a curated record. Gene Ontology annotation, cellular component: nucleus.